This is a messenger RNA of Tripterygium wilfordii, 2195 nucleotides long. Its product is annotated as AMSH-like ubiquitin thioesterase 1. Gene Ontology annotation, cellular component: membrane; endosome. The transcript has 14 exons. Lineage: Eukaryota; Viridiplantae; Streptophyta; Magnoliopsida; Celastrales; Celastraceae. The record is from RefSeq and is a predicted model, not a curated record. Gene Ontology annotation, molecular function: K63-linked deubiquitinase activity; protein binding; metal-dependent deubiquitinase activity. Gene Ontology annotation, biological process: protein K63-linked deubiquitination; protein K48-linked deubiquitination. Bases 287 to 1873 code for a protein of 528 amino acids.
GUUGGAAAGUAGGGGAUUAAUUUCCAAACAUCCAAACAGAUUUUGAGGUAGGUUGGAUUUGGCUUAUUUGCCCUUACGGGAUACUGGAAUGACAUUCUCGUUUGUAUCGUGUCCUCUCUCUCAAGCCCGAGACGCCAUUGACGACGACGACCUCUCCUCGAGGACUUGGCUCCGUGCUAUCAACCCCUGAGUGCGACCAGCUUCACCGAUCAGACAGGUAACAGGAUAUGUUCUUUUGGCUGAUGAGAAAGUAGAAAGAGAAGGAGGAAAGCUCAAGCCACAAUCGAUGAGGUCUUCUUCUGAUAAGAUCAAUAUCGCAGCAAGUGCUCAGAAACUCGAUGUCGAUCAUCGGAUCUCUCUCCGAAUCUACUAUCGGAUUGCUGAUAAUAUUCUCAGACAGGCUGACAUAUUUAGAAGUGAGAAGAAUAUCAUUGAUCUAUACGUCAUGCUUUUAAGGUUUUCAAGUUUAGUCUCAGAGACAAUACCACGUCAUCGAGAUUACGGAUCAUCUUUACCAAGCAAAAAGGUUUAUUUGAAAAAGAAAUUGCUGAACGCUUUGAGUGAGCUUGAGGAUUUGAAGCCAGUAGUGCAGCAGAAGAUCAAUGAAUUAGACAGAAAACACACACAACAAGCAAACGGGUUGGGCUAUCGGCACCAAAAUGAUUCAUUGGAAUGGCCUUAUGUCAAAAAGCAAAGCUAUAAUGUGACAAAGUCUGUGGGACCAGCUGCUCGAGAUUUGGCUUAUCAAGGUCCACGAACUCAACAAAUUCUGCUCUCUAGGCCAGUUGAUGAUCAACUUCGCAGACUAUCUCUAAACUUCGUACGUCCAACGGCGGAAACUCUUUCGAGACAUUCUAUUUUUGGUCCAAAUGGGCUUAGUGGUCAGUGGCAGCCACCCAAGAGUGAUGCAGUGGUUAGAUAUCCAAGCAGCAUAGACCUGAGUCCUAUUAAGAUCCCAAGCUUGGCACAUCCUUUAGAGAAUGGGCUUAAACUGAAAAAUGACAAUAGCAAUUCAGAAACUGACAGCUUACAGCAGUCCCUAGAUUGCGGAAUAUCAGUAGAGCAAGAUUGUACCAAAACAGAACCUGAAAGACCAUGUCUGGAAUCAAGCUUGAACCUUAAUAAUGAUGGUCAAGUGCAACAUGUUGAGGAACCUGCCAUGAUUACCUUCGAAACAGUGGAAACCCCAGUUCACACAAAUCUUAUCAGACAGCCCUCUCCUCCACCAAUACUUGCAGAGGUGCAAGAUUUAAUCCCUGCAAUGACUUCCCAAGUUACUGAAGCAGAAUAUAAAAUGGAGAAUCCUGUGGCAGAUGAGAUUCUUCGUGCUGAAGCUCCUCUACAACUUCACAUUUCAACCGUAUUAAUGGAGAACUUCAUGAAGCUGGCAAAGUCGAAUACUGAUAAGAAUUUAGAAACUUGUGGUAUCCUUGCGGGCUCACUUAAGAAUAGAAAAUUUUGUGUGACAGCUCUCAUUAUUCCAAAGCAAGAAUCCACAUCAGAUUCGUGUCAGGCGACAAAUGAAGAAGAAAUAUUCGAAGUGCAGGAUAAGAAAUCUCUUUUCCCGCUUGGUUGGAUACAUACGCACCCUACACAAUCUUGUUUCAUGUCGUCUAUAGAUGUUCAUACCCAUUACUCAUAUCAGAUUAUGUUGCCAGAAGCUGUCGCAAUUGUCAUGGCACCAAAAGAUAGUUCAAGAACGCAUGGCAUUUUUCGGUUGACAACACCAGGCGGCAUGUCAGUCAUUAGACAUUGUCAGCAACGUGGCUUUCAUCCACAUGACCAACCUCCAGAUGGGGGGCCUAUUUACAAGGCCGGUACAGAUGUGUAUAUGAAUCCCAACCUGAAAUUUGAUGUCAUUGAUCUUCGGUAAAACUCAACUGUUCAGUUUGGAUGGCUAAUGUUUUAUCGAUCCAAUUGUUCAUACAUGAUGCUUCAACAAUGAUUUGCUUCCCAUUGAGAGCUUAUUUGAGGAAGAUAAAAUUACCCCUGUAUAUGAACGAGAACUUUUUUGUUUUGUAUUGUAUGCUUUUCGGUUUUCACUAAUCGGUUGCCAAUCAUCUGUAGUGAAAAACCGUAUCUGCAGUAAAAAGCUUUGUUUUCUUGUGAUUCAUGUUGACAGAAGAGACUUCUUGUCCGUCACAGGAUCUGAAAUAUUUUCAUGGUUUUCCCUUAAUCAGUUGGACUCUUCGACU